AUGGAUACCGAGACGGAACCGCUUCGUGUCAAGGCAACGGGCUUUAAGAGGCGCCACUAUGUGAAGCUCCCGGCGCUCCGCCGGUCCCCCGAGCCCAAACGACCGCCGGGCAGCAUGGCGGAAGCCCCGCUGGUGCCGCGGACGGCCAGCGGAGGCGGCGGCAGCGGAGCAGUGGAUGGGGGGAGCGGAGGCGCGGGGUUGGGGGGAGCCGACAAAGAGGGCGAGCAGGCGUCGCGGAGCGCGUGUCCGUUUGUGGCGCCGACGCUGGCGUUUCUGGUGGCUCGGCGGCGCGCGGUGCUGCUGUGCGCGUCGGCGGCGUGCGCGGCGGUGGCGGCAGGGCUGUUCUGCCUGGUGUACUUCCUCCACCUCGCCUCCUACCAGGAGUCUCUGUCAUCGCAGUGUGCGUUGUGGGCGCACGAGUUGGGCAGUGCACUACAAGCAUCGCUGGGAGGGGUGCGCGCGCUGGGAGACACGCUCACAGUGCUGCACGCGGCGGUGGACCAGCAGGCGGCGUUUACGCGCCUGGUGGCCGCCACCGACUACACGCGCCCGCUGCUCGCCUUCCCUCCCCCGGCCCCUCUCGCCGCUGCAGCAGACGCGGGGGCGAGUGGGUGGGGGCAGGGGGCGAGCGCCAUGGGGUAUGCGCUCUCGCUCAACCACUCCUCGCGCGGCGCCGUCCAGAACAGCUUCCUCAACGCCACCUGCAUCUGGAAUGUGAGUGGAGAGUGCGCGCCUCAGCAGCAGCACUACCUGCCGCUGCUCCACUACUCGCCCACCCUCGCCACCAUCCUCUCUCACCUCGCCACCGCCAACAGCAGCAGGAGUGGCGUGGGGGCGGCAAACUACCUCAUGCCAUCAGUUUGGAUCGAGUCGUCUGUGCCGUUGCCUGCCAGCCACCCAUGCCAAAGCGCACACCCGACUCGCUACGAGCUUCAUAGAAAUGCCUCUCCCACAGUCAGCACCAGCAUUGCACAUUUGCUGAAGCACAAACCCUGCACGCCAAAAGUCAGCUCCCCUCCUUUUAACCUGCACCUGCGGAUGCCCACCCCCCUCCCCCUCUUCCAUACAGUCCCCCAGCUGGGCCCCGCGGUUGCCGUCUCAUCGCUCUCCGCCCUCUCGGCCCGCCUGCCCUGCACCCUCUCCCCGCCCUUCGCCCCUCGCUUCCCCUUCCCUGACAACUCCUCCUCCGUGCCCACCUCUUCCCCCUCACCCACCACCAUCAAAUCCUCCUCUUCGACCACCACCAGCAGCGGCAGCAGCAGCAGCAGCGACCAAUCAUGGUCGUUCCCUGCUAAUACAUCUUUCUCGUCGUCAUUGGCAGCAGCAGCAGCAGCAGCAGCAGCAGCAGCAGCAGCAGCAGCAGCAGCAGCAGCAGCAGCAGCAGCAGCAGCUGAGUGGCCAGCGGAGCAGCAGCGGAGAGCAGUGGUGGCAUCAGUGCCCGUGUAUGGACGAGCCGUGCCGCCCAACGCCACGUCAGACGAGAUGCAGGCAGCAGUGAUUGGAUUCGUAUUUGCAGUGGCUGACAUGCAGCUCGCCCUCUCGCAGCUCUCUCAGGUACUUCCAUCCCCGCCUCAUGCCAUGCCUCCUCUCACCCGUGCUCCCACUGCUCCUCUUGUCUCAACAUGGCAGUUUAAGCCGAGCUGCCCAACUUGCACUUCGCAUCCCCCACAUCAUCAUCCAUGUGCUGCCCGCCUCCUGCUCCUGCCCCUCUCUCCCUCUCCCCCCUUUCUCCCCCUGUUGCAGGCGCCAUCCAGCGGCAGCAGCAGCUGUGGGUCAGCGGCGCUGCAGCUGCAGCUGCAGGACACCACCGCCCCCACCACCACGCUCGUCCUCGCCCAGUAUCCCCCGCUGCAGCCCCCCGCCGUGCCUGAGGCGCCCUCGUCCUUCCCUGCAGCGCACGUCGUGCCUCUGCCGGCAGUGGGUCGCCAGUACACCCUCGCCUGCAGGUACCAGUCACGGCCGUUCCCGUACAUGGCGGUGGUGUGGCCGUGUGUGGCGGUGGCGGGAGCAGCGCUGGUGGUGGCGGUGGUGUAUGUGGUGGCGGGCGAGGUGGUGCGCGUGGAGGGCGACCUGCAGCGCAUGGCAGCUCUCAAGGAGCAGAUGCGCGCCGCCAAGGUCGCUGCCGAGGCCGCCAGCCGCGCCAAGGGCACCUUCCUCGCCACCAUGAGCCAUGAGAUCCGCACUCCCAUGAACGGCGUCAUCGGCAUGCUGAACCUGCUGCUGCAGACGCCGUUGGACGCGGUGCAGCUGGACUACGUGGAGACGGCGCGCACCAGCGGCAGGGCGCUCUGCUCCCUCAUCAACGACAUCCUCGACCUCUCCAAGAUCGAGGCGGGGCGGAUGGAGUUGGAGAGCAUGAGGGUGGACGUGAGGGCGGAGAUAGACGACGUGCUGAGCAUGUUUGUGGAGCGCACGCGCAACAAGCCGCAGGUCGAGGUGGCCGCGCUCGUGCACGACGCCGUGCCCACGUUUGUGCUGGGCGACGCGCUGCGGCUGCGGCAGGUGCUGAUCAACCUGCUGUCCAACAGCUGCAAGUUCACGGCGCGCGGCCACGUGCUCAUCACCGUGCGCACCGCCGCCCCGCACGACCACCUCGCCGUCCCCGGCGCCCACUUUGCCGACGCCCGCUCCCUCGCCCGCACCUCCCUUGCCGACUCCGACCGCGCUGCUCCCAGCACCAGCGCCGCUGCAGUUACUAACACACCCGGUGCCGAUGGUGCGGGUGCAGCAGGAGGCGGGUGGAGCUCCACCCCUGCCCCAGCUGGAGGUGCUGCCGCAAGUGCAGUGAUGACUGCGCCUGCUGCUGGUGGUGGUGGUGGUGGCAAGACCGUAGUGGCGGAUGCAGGUGGUGCACGGGGAGAAGUGAGUGCGCGUGCUGGGACAGCGCCGGGUGCUGGGACAGCGCCGGGUGCUGGGACAGCGCCGGGUGCUGGGACAGCGCCGGGUGCAGCGCCUGGAACAACACAACCGGCAAAUGGCAGGAGUGGGGAGGGCGGAGAGGAAACUCGCAGGUUGGGCGGAGGUGACUCAGAUGCAUGGGAGGGAGAGGUACACGGGGAGAAGGACCAGUGUUCCGGUGAGGCGGGCGCAGGGGAGAUGAUUGAUGGGGGCUUCUCCGGCGGCGUCACGCAGGCUCGAGGGGAGUUUGAGACGCUGAGUGGAGUGGAGGCGGUGGAGAGCUGCAACAGCUGGGCGCGCAUCCAGGCACUCAUGGAGCGCCCCCCCCAGGCAGGCCCGCCCCCCGGCCACCUGCAGUGCACGCCUGCUGGGCCGCACAGCAGUGGUGGGGCUGCGGGCAGGGCGGGGGAGCAAGGCGGAGGUGAAGCACAGAGUGGGAUGGUGCGGCUGGUGGUGUCCGUUGAGGACACGGGGCACGGCAUACCGUGGCCGGCGCAGCCUCGUCUGUUUCGGCCGUACGUGCAGGCGGAUAUCAGCACGACGCGCACACACGGCGGCACGGGCAUCGGUCUGUCCAUCUCGCAGCACCUGGUGGCGCUGAUGGGCGGCAAGCUGGCGUUUGUGAGCCGGCCGGGCGUGGGCACCACCUUCUUCUUUGACAUCACGCUGCCCUUUGAGAACCCCCCAGACCCCUCCCAUGACGCCCCCGCCGCUGCUGCUCCUGCUGCCGCCAGCAAGAGAAGAAGUGCCCCCGCACUUGCCUCUCGUGUCUCUGACCUUCAGCGAGCGCAAUUACCGUGUCUCUAUGCAUUCACUGUGCCUCCGUGCAUUCACUGUCCCUCCAUGCAUGCCCGCCCCUCCUGCUCGCCUGGUGCACAGGGGUGCACAGCGGUGGUGCUGGACGACCGGGCUGUGAGGCGCGCCGUCACAGCCACGUAUCUGCGCCGCCUCAGGCUCAACGUGCUCCUCGCUCGCCGCUGGGAGGACCUCCCCCCACUCCCCGCCCUGCCACUGUCCCCCUCCCCUCCUGCCCCGCCUGCUCCUGCCACUCCCCCCCAAGCUACCCCAACCUCCUCGGGCCCACUGGCAGUGGUGGGCGUGGUGCCCCCUGCACUGCCAGGAGUGGCAGCAGCAUCGCUGGCGGGGCAUGAGAGUGGUGUGGCUCCCCCCUCACAUGCCGGGCCAUCUGUUGCCGCAGGAGUGACGGCAGGCGCAGCGAGCACAGCAGCAGGCAGUGCGGGUGGCGGCGGGGCGGGCCCCCCAGCGGGCAGUGCGUUCCUGCUGGUGGACGCUGAGACACUCGCCCGCCAUGCCCGCGCCUGGCGCCACUCAUUGCCCACGCCACCUGCGCGCACACAUGAGGGAAAGCGGGGCGAGGGGGGCGAGCCUGGGCCGAGCAUGGAGAGCGUGGCCGCCCAGGCGGGCUUCCACGCCACGCUGCUGAAACCCAUCCGCCGCGCCGCCCUCGUGGGCGCGCUGCUGCAGGCCGCCAAGCACGGCAGCGGCGGGGGCAGCAGCAGCAGUGCACAGGGCGCAGAGGGCGGGCAGGGCACCUUGGGUAGGCGAGGGGAAGGAGGAUCUGAAGGAAGGAGAGGGACAGAAGUGUCAAGUCCUGAUGAUUUCAGAGGCGUGAUGGGUGGGGAGCACGAAUACGUGGUUGUGGUGGACAACGGGGCAGAGGAUGCAUGUGGGGCAGAGGAUGCAUGUGGGGCAGAGGAUGCCUGUGGGGCAGAGGAUGCAUGUGGGGCAGGUGCAGGCGAAGCAGAGAGAGUGGAUGGAGGAGCAUCUGUGGAGUCAGACAUGGCUCUCUUCCCUGUCACGCUCACGGGAAGGAGCGGAAACAAGGAGAUGCAUCUGAAGCAGGUGGAGGCAGGAGAGAGGAGUGGUGGCGAGAGGAGAGUGGCGGUGGAAGGGCGGGGUGGCAGCAGUGCGGCGGUGGCGAGUCCCAGGGCGAGGAGGGUGGCUGAGCGUGCCCCACAGUCGCUGACUCAGAUGCUCACUGCAGUGCUGCAUGGCAAGCACUUUCUGGUGGUGGACGACAACAUGGUGAAUCGCAAGGUGAUAGCCAAGAUGCUGGAGCGAUACAAGGUGCACGUGGUGCCUGUCGUGGGGGGUGCUGUGGCCGUGGCCAAGGUGGUGCCGGGCCACGCCUUCCACUGCAUCCUCAUGGACGUCCAGAUGCCGGGUAUGGACGGAUUCGAAGCCACAAGGCAAAUUCGCAGGCAAGAAGCGAAGUACAGGCUCUCACAGACUCCGAUAUUUGCACUAACAGCGGACAUCUUUGCAGGGACUCGGGAGAAGUGCAUCGAGUCUGGCAUGAACGGCUUCUUGUCAAAGCCUAUAGAGGAGGAGCAGCUGUGGAACGUGAUUUACAA
Molecule: messenger RNA, 5273 nt
Organism: Closterium sp. Yama58-4
Lineage: Eukaryota; Viridiplantae; Streptophyta; Zygnematophyceae; Desmidiales; Closteriaceae
Source: the annotation of a GenBank genome assembly